CUGCUGCCGCCGCCGCCGUCGCCGCCGCUGAUUACAAAAGCGCUGUCAAGCGCAUCAAGCUGGACACGGUUGUAGAACUGGGAACCAACGAGACCGACGUGAACGGGAGCAAUAUCAUCAUGACGGACACGGCGGCCGCCGCCGCGACCGACACUCAGAAGCGAGCUAACUUUUCGGCGUUGACAGUUGGCAAUCCGAACGGUGUCAAUAAGAUCUCGUCGAAUUUGGCAAACGCAAAACCCGGCUCCGCUAAAAAGCUCGUUAUCAAGAACUUCAAAAAUAAACCCAAGUUGCCAGAAAAUUAUCAGGAACAAACAUGGGAAAAGUUGCAGGAGGCUGUAAUUGCUAUACAAACCAGCAAAAGUAUCCGCUAUUCUCUAGAGGAGCUCUAUCAGGCAGUUGAGAAUAUGUGUAACCAUAAAAUGGCCUCUACACUUUAUACAAACUUGACUAUUCUAACAGAAUCUCAUGUGAAAGCCAAUAUAGAGCAGUUUUUAGCAGAAUCCAUGGACAGACAUAUAUUUCUGAAGAAAAUGAAUGAGUGUUGGUUGUCACAUUGCAGACAAAUGAUAAUGAUCAGAAGUAUAUUUCUUUAUCUUGACAGGACGUAUGUUUUGCAAAAUCCAAGCAUCUCAUCGAUAUGGGAUAUGGGGCUGCAUCUCUUCCGAUUACAUAUUGUGCUAAAUAAUUUGGUACAAACACGUACAGUUGAAGGUCUUCUUAUGCUUAUAGAGAAGGAACGGCAGGGCGACACUGUAGAUCGAACUCUUCUCAAAUCAUUAUUGAGAAUGUUGUCAGAUUUACAAAUCUACCAAGACGCCUUUGAAACGAAGUUCCUAAUAGCUACAGAGAGAUUGUAUGCUGCUGAGGGUCAACGAUUGAUGAGCGAACAUGAUGUUCCUGAGUAUUUGGCUCACGUGGAUAAACGUUUACAGGAGGAAAAUGAACGAUUAUUACAUUAUCUGGAUACAUCAACCAAGUGGUCACUCAUACACACUGUAGAAAAACAAUUGUUGUCUGAACAUAUUACUAGUAUUUUACAAAAAGGCUUAAGCGGAUUGUUGGAUGAAAAUAGAAUUGGUGACCUAUCAUUGCUUUACAACUUAUACAGUCGGAUAAAGAAUGGCCUUGUAGAGCUUUGUGUAAACUUCAAUUGUUAUAUUAAGAAAAAGGGCAAAACAAUAGUGAUAGAUCCUGAAAAGGAUAAAACAAUGGUACAGGAGUUGUUAGAUUUUAAGGAUAAAAUGGAUAAUAUAGUUAACACAUGUUUUCAUAGAAACGAAAAGUUUGCCAAUAGCUUAAAAGAAGCUUUUGAAGCUUUCAUUAAUCAAAGAGCAAAUAAACCAGCAGAAUUGAUAGCCAAAUUCGUUGAUUGUAAAUUACGCGCUGGAAAUAAAGAAGCAACGGAAGAGGAAUUGGAAAGAUUGUUAGAUAAAAUUAUGGUGUUGUUUCGAUUUAUCCACGGAAAGGAUGUUUUCGAAGCUUUUUACAAGAAGGAUUUGGCCAAACGUUUGUUGGUGGGGAAAUCAGCUUCAGUAGAUGCCGAAAAAUCAAUGUUGUCGAAAUUAAAACAGGAAUGCGGAGGCGGAUUCACUAGUAAACUGGAAGGAAUGUUCAAAGAUAUGGAACUUAGCAAAGAUAUUAACAUUGCAUUCAAACAGUACGCAGGCAACUUGCAAAGCGAAUUAGUGGCUAGUAAUUUAGAUUUAACUGUAUCUAUACUUACUAUGGGAUAUUGGCCUACGUAUCCUGUGAUGGAAGUAACUCUACCGAUGGAAAUGGUGCAGUAUCAAGACGUGUUCAAUAAGUUUUAUCUGGGGAAACAUAGCGGUAGAAAAUUGCAGUGGCAACCAACUUUAGGUCAUUGUGUGUUGAAAGCAUGGUUCAAUCAGGGUAACAAAGAACUGCAAGUGUCGUUGUUUCAAGCUUUGGUUUUAAUUCUCUUUAACGAUUCUGAUAAUCUGUCGUUGGAGGAUAUCAAGGCCGCGACAAAUAUCGAGGACGGCGAACUGAGAAGAACCCUUCAAUCUCUAGCGUGCGGGAAGGCUCGUGUUCUCCAAAAGAAUCCGCGUGGUCGAGAUGUUGCCGAUAAUGACAGAUUCGUAUUCAACGGAGAAUUUACAAAUAAAUUGUUCAGAAUUAAAAUCAAUCAAAUCCAAAUGAAAGAAACGAAUGAAGAGCAAAAAGCAACAGAAGAGAGAGUAUAUCAAGACAGACAAUAUCAAAUAGACGCUGCUAUAGUCAGAAUAAUGAAAAUGAGGAAAACUCUAACUCACAAUCUUCUUAUCAGUGAAUUAUACAAUCAACUAAAGUUUCCUGUGAAGCCUGCAGAUUUAAAGAAACGGAUCGAGUCUCUUAUAGAUAGAGACUACAUGGAGCGAGAUAAGGAUAAUGCAAAUCAGUACAAUUACGUUGCGUAACCUAAAAUGAAUGCCAAAGGUACAUUCGAUCACCGGAUUGACGCUGAUUCCUUUAGUAAAUUGAAAUUAUCGCCAUCAGUGUUUGUCUAUUGUGAAUGUGAACAGGUUGUAUUUGAAAUGAGAGACUAUGUAAACUAAACUGACUGUCGGCAUGCCGCUUAUGACGUGUGUGGUCAUUUCGUACAAAAAAGGGAAAAGAAAAAGACUCGCCUCAGUGAACUUCCUCGUUUUGAUUUUCGUAGUUAAUAUAUAUGUGUAUGUAUACACACAUACAUACACACAUAUAUGUACAUAUGUAUAAGGAGGAUACUGAAUAAUUGCAAUUACUCUUUGAUCAGUGAUGUGUUGUUUCUGAAUUUUGAAAACAAAAAAAAAAGAAAAAAAGGACCAUAAAGCGGAAUAUCCUUAAUAUAAUGUCCUAGAGUGUAACAAUUUUUUAUGCAAUGCAGUUUUUCACAGCAUAUUUAAGCUAAGAAGAUGUAAUAAAAAAAUGCAGAUGUAGUAUACAUAUUGUGACACUACCAUAAAAAUAGAAAAGAUAUAAGAGUGCAAAACAAAUUGCAAUAUAAAUUAGUUAAUUGGAAAAAAUGAACAGUGCAGUAUUUAUAAAAAAAAUAAAAACUCGACAUUUCGUAUUUAUGAACAAUAAUGGUACUUAUCUUUCAAAUUUGCAAAUUAUUUCUGCUAUAAUAUUGUUUUAGUUUUUUUCUUUACAUAUCUCUAUGAAAAACAAUCUUUUGUGGGAGUUUUCCCUAGAAUUAUGAACAAAAUAUAAAAACACAAUGCAUUUGCAAACACGAAGCAUAUACAGAUUUGUAAUUUUAAUAGGUGUGACAUCCAAAAAAAGUAAAAAUAAUAGACUCCUCUGAAAGGAAAACAUAUUUGGUAAAAUACAUAAGUAUUCGUGUAUUAAGUAUAUCUCAGUAAUAAUACGUUACUUUAUUUGUAAGUGAGGAACAAUUUACUAAAAAUAUAUAUAAUGUUCAACAAAUAUAUUUUUCACUAAAUUUUAAGGACAAUUUUAAUAAAAUAAAUUUUUAAUAAAAGUGGCUCACAUUACAUUGAAACAUGACUUCAUUACCAAGACAGAAUUAUUUUAAUAUUCUUGAAUCAGUCGGAGAUAAUAUAAGAUUCCGAUAAGCAGAACAUUUGUUAUUGAGAUAUACGCGCGAGAAUUAAUCUAGUAUAAUUACGCAAAAGUAAAUGAACAUUCAAUGCUGGCUCGUUAAAUUCUGUGUUACCCAAACUAAAUUUACAAAUAACACUUCUAAUGCAAAGAAAGUUUAAUACAAAUUCUUAAAAAAAAAAAAAAAAUCGUAAAAAUCA
Pseudomyrmex gracilis is the source of this 3746-nucleotide messenger RNA. It is a transcript of the gene Cul4, whose product is annotated as cullin-4B. Lineage: Eukaryota; Metazoa; Arthropoda; Insecta; Hymenoptera; Formicidae. Gene Ontology annotation, biological process: ubiquitin-dependent protein catabolic process; DNA damage response; protein ubiquitination. Gene Ontology annotation, molecular function: ubiquitin protein ligase binding. Gene Ontology annotation, cellular component: Cul4-RING E3 ubiquitin ligase complex. The record is from RefSeq and is a predicted model, not a curated record. Bases 120 to 2420 code for a protein of 766 amino acids. The transcript has 11 exons.